CUGGGCAUCUACCUGGCUGCCCUCCUGGGCAACGGCCUCAUCAGCACAGCCGUAGCCUGCGACCACCGCCUGCACACCCCCAUGUACUUCUUCCUCCUCAACCUCGCCCUCCUCGACCUGGGCUGCAUCUCCACCACUCUCCCAAAAGCCAUGGCCAAUGCCCUCUGGCACACCAGGCACAUCUCCUACACAGGAUGUGCUGCACAGGUCUUCUUCUUUGUCUUCUUCCUCUCGGCAGAAUAUUGCCUUCUCACCAUGAUGUCCUAUGACCGCUACGUUGCCAUCUGCAAGCCCCUGCACUACGGGACCUACAUCUUUCUACAAGCCCUUCUUGUCUUUCAUAUGCCUGGGCACAUUGAAUUGCAGUUUGACUCCAACAUUCCUAAAUUCAUCUCAGCAGCAGACACUAGAGUGGAAAAGGCCCAAAAUGCGGUCAAGAGCCUGACACCAUGA
Gallus gallus (chicken) is the source of this 453-nucleotide messenger RNA. Its product is annotated as olfactory receptor 14I1-like. Gene Ontology annotation, molecular function: olfactory receptor activity; G protein-coupled receptor activity. The transcript is spliced from 3 exons. The record is from RefSeq and is a predicted model, not a curated record. NCBI's taxonomy places the organism in Eukaryota, Metazoa, Chordata, Aves, Galliformes, Phasianidae. Gene Ontology annotation, cellular component: membrane. Gene Ontology annotation, biological process: G protein-coupled receptor signaling pathway. The annotation marks the transcript as partial.